Molecule: messenger RNA, 582 nt
Organism: Trichomonas vaginalis G3
Lineage: Eukaryota; Parabasalia; Trichomonadida; Trichomonadidae
Product: organellar and viral DNA polymerase type B
Exons: 1
Coding region: 1-582 (193 amino acids)
Source: RefSeq, a predicted model, not a curated record
AUGGACAAAGAUUGCGACAUGGUAUAUAAGAACAUCUCUGACAUAUAUAAAUCUGGGGAGUUUAAGACAUACGACAACUUUGUUUCAUUAGUUGCAAAAUGUGUAUGGCAGAUAAGAGAUAAAGAUAGAAGAGGUAAGGUAUGGAAUGAACAGAUAAAACCAACUGCUUCAGAUUUAAAGAAAACCAUUGACGCCUUAGUUGUUUUAGCAGGUAAGGUUUCAGAAUAUAACGCAAAAAUGAAUCCGCAAUGUUCUAAAUGUAAAGCAGCAAUUAGGAAAUAUAACUAUUCAGUAAAACAGAUAGAACGUAUGAGAAACGACUAUGCAGAUUUAAAGAGGGAGGCAGAGAAACCAGCAGAAGAUAAAAUGGACAUGUUAGAAUUUCUGAACAAAAACUAUCCAACUGCUGACGAUUUCCUUCUAUCUGAUGUCAAGAAGAAGUAUAAAGAAACUUUCGUAUCGUUUAAAAUUUUUGAUGUACUAAAAGAAGAAAUUUUUGAUAUCCUCAGCGAAGAAAUAGAAGCUACAAAACUGUUUAGAGUCUCACGAAUUCAUAACGUUUACCAUGUAAAACGGUUAUAA